Molecule: messenger RNA, 646 nt
Organism: Macadamia integrifolia
Lineage: Eukaryota; Viridiplantae; Streptophyta; Magnoliopsida; Proteales; Proteaceae
Product: TPD1 protein homolog 1-like
Exons: 2
Coding region: 80-454 (124 amino acids)
Biological process (GO): cell fate determination
Source: RefSeq, a predicted model, not a curated record
UGUUUCUCACGUAUAAAAUGAGAAUAAGCUGAGGUCUCUCCUUCACAUUUUCAAGCAAAAAGAAAAUAAUAUCAACAAAAUGGGUGUUGCUCUCAAAAUUUUUUAUGCAAUUCUCAUAUCCAGUCUGCUAGGAAAGGGAAUGGGUGGAUGUUCCAUCCAUAGCCUUAAGUUAACUCAAAGUAUGACUGGAGUAAUGAUUGGAAGGAAAUUUGAGUAUGUGGUGGUUGUAACUAAUGAGUGCAAUUGUGAACAAGGAAAUAUUAAUGUCAACUGCAAGGGUUUCCACACAGCUAAGAGCAUUGAUCCUUUUCUGUUCAAACAUGAUGGUGCAGAUAGCACAAAAUGCGUCCUCAUCAAUGGAUAUCCCCUUGGCAAUCACCAAUCAGCAUACUUCAAAUAUGUAUGGGAUAGACCAUACCCCUUCACUGUGGUGGAUGGAAAAAUGACUUGCUAGAAGGCUUCAAGGCUUCUUCUGUUAUGUGCUGGGGCAUCUUAUGUUUAACUAUAUAUGCCACCUUAUAUUCUUCUGAUCUGUGCAGGGGACAUCUUAUGUUUAACCAUGCCAAUUAGUGUUCUAAGUGUGUAACUAUUUAGCUUGUUCUGUUAGCAUUUAUUAAAUAACGAUAGAGGUCUACUUAUGUGUGCU